Messenger RNA from Caretta caretta (loggerhead turtle), 4072 nucleotides. RefSeq names its product protocadherin 1 (gene PCDH1). Gene Ontology annotation, biological process: homophilic cell-cell adhesion. Gene Ontology annotation, molecular function: calcium ion binding. The record is from RefSeq and is a predicted model, not a curated record. Lineage: Eukaryota; Metazoa; Chordata; Testudines; Cheloniidae. Gene Ontology annotation, cellular component: plasma membrane.
UGCUGCGCCCAGCGAGGGAGGGACGCGCCUCCCGGCAGCCGGGCGAGGGAGAAGGGGCCAGGAGCGGCUGCCCUUCCGCCGCUUGUGCGGCCACCAACUUUCUUUCCAGGCUCUGUGCUGAGCUCUGUGCUGAGCCGUGAUCAGAGGCUGCCCGGGGAUCGGAGCCUUAUUGGGGGCGCAGCCGCCCCGUCCCCGCCAUGGGCUCCCGGGCUUCACCCGUCUCGUCCCUGGAGAUUCCCGUGGCUUGUUGGGCGGGGAGCUCCCCCUCUCCUCGGCACCAAGGGUGGAUCGCGGAGCUGCCCUAGCCCGAGCCAGGGCCGGGAGGGGUGGAGUUGCUUGCGCCAGGGGCUUUCGCCGGCUGCUCAGAGCCGGGGCCCGGGGCUGGCGAAGCGAAAGGGCUGCCGGGCUGCGCGCUGCAGUGCCGUGGCGUCGCCUGACCGGACAGCAGCGCCGCACGCGGCUCCUGACACUUGUUGUGCUGCUGCCUCCAUCCCCGGGAGAGGCUGCCCAGAGCCCGCCAGGAGACCAGCGCCUCCCCGAUCGCCCACCGUGGCUGAAACGGGCUCAUCUGCAUCGCUCCCCACUGGCCGCCGAGCUCCCGACCUGCCCUAUAGCUUCCCCAGGAAAACCAAGCCUGCUUCGGGUGCGGGCAAAUGCUGCUCCCCUGUCCAGCACAGGAUGACGUGGCUGGCAGCCUGCCUGGGCCUGUGGCUCUUCCUGCAGCUCCCCAUCUUGGGCGCUGGGACACGCGUGGUCUACCAAGUACAGGAGGAACAGCCGCCCAACACACUCAUUGGGAGCUUGGCUGCCGACUACGGCUUUCCUGACGUGGGGCACCUCUACAAGUUGGAAGUGGGGGCCCCCUACCUGCGUGUGGAUGGCAAGACUGGGGACAUUUACACCACGGAGACCUCCAUCGACCGAGAGAGCCUGCGGGAGUGCCAGAGCCAGUUCCCAGGGGACCGCUGCUUCUUGGAGUUCGAGGUGUCCAUCACGGACCUGAAGAUGAACAGCAGCCCACGCCUGCUGGAGGGGCAGAUCGAGGUGCUGGACAUCAACGACAACACGCCCAACUUUGCCUCACCCGUCAUCACGCUGGCCAUUCCUGAGAACACCAACAUUGGGGCACUCUUCCCCAUCCCCCUGGCCAUGGACCGUGAUGCAGGAGCCAAUGGGGUCGCCUCCUACGAGCUCCUGGCUGGGCCUGAGGCGCAGGAGCUCUUUGGCCUACAGGUGGCUGAAGAUCAGGAUGAGAAGCAGCCACAGCUGAUUGUCAUGGGGAACCUGGACCGAGAGCAGUGGGACUCCUAUGACCUGACCAUCAAGGUGCAGGAUGGAGGCAGCCCACCACGGGCAAGCAGCGCCCUGCUGCGCAUAACCAUCCUGGACAUGAACGACAACACCCCCAAGUUUGAGAAGGCCCUGUACGAGGCGGAGCUCUCGGAGAACAGCCCCGUGGGGCACUCCGUCCUUCAGGUGAAAGCCAACGACUCAGAUCAGGGCGCCAAUGCCGAGAUUGACUACUCCUUCCACCAGGCCACGGACAUGGUGCGCCGCCUGCUGCGCCUGGACAGGGCCACGGGUCUCAUCACUGUGCAGGGGCCCAUUGACCGGGAGGACAUCAAUAUCCUCAAGUUCUCUGUCCUGGCUAAGGACAAGGGGGCCAAUCCCAAGAGUGCCCGCACCCAGGUGGUGGUGACCGUCAAGGACAUGAAUGACAACGCCCCCUCCAUUGAAAUCCGGGGCAUUGGCCUUGUCACCCAUCAGGACGGCAUGGCCAACAUCUCUGAAGACGUGCCUGUGGAGACGGCCGUGGCUCUGGUACAGGUGUCUGACCGGGAUGAGGGUGAGAACGCUGUGGUCACCUGUGUGGUUGCUGGCGAUGUCCCGUUCCAGCUGAGACAGGCCAGUGAGACGGGCAGUGACAGCAAGAAGAAGUACUUCCUGCAGACCACCACGCCGCUGGACUACGAGGCGGUGAAGGAGUACACCAUCGAGAUCGUGGCUGUGGACUCGGGGAACCCGCCCCUCUCCAGCACCAACUCUCUCAAGGUGCAGGUGGUGGAUGUGAAUGACAACGCCCCAGUCUUCAGCCAAAGCCUCACCGAGGUGGCCUUCCCCGAGAACAAUGCACCUGAUGACCUGGUGGUGGAGGUGAGCGCCAGCGACGCUGACAGCGGCUCCAAUGCCAAGCUGGUUUACUCCCUGGUCAUGGACCCCUCCUCCAAGGGCGUCUUCUCCAUCGACCCUGACUCAGGCGAGAUCCGAGUGAAGACGGUGCUGGACCGGGAGCAGAGGGAGCGCUACGAGUUCCUGGUGGUGGCAGCUGACAAGGGCAGUCCCAGUCUCAAGGGCACUGCAUCUGUGGCCAUCAAUGUCGUGGACAGGAACGACAACGACCCCAAGUUUAUGCUGAGCAGCUACAACUUCUCAGUGAUGGAGAACAUGCCUCCCCUGAGUCCGGUGGGCAUGGUGACAGUGAUUGACGCUGACAAGGGCAACAACGCCCGAAUCCAGCUGUCAGUGGAGCAGGACAACGGGGACUUUGUCAUCCAGAAUGGCACUGGCACGAUCCUCUCCAGCAUCUCUUUUGACCGGGAGCAGCAGAGCACGUACACCUUUCGGCUCAAAGCUGUGGAUGGCGGGGACCCUCCCAGAUCCGCCUACGUGGGGGUGACCAUCAACGUGCUGGACGAGAAUGACAAUGCCCCUUUCAUCACCUCCCCUUCCAAUGCCUCUUACAAGCACAUCCUGCCCCACACCAGCCCUGGGCAGCAGGUCAGCAAGGUCAAGGCCGAGGACAUUGACUCGGGGGUCAAUGCAGAGCUGACUUACAGCAUCACGGGGGGUAACCCCUUCGAGCUGUUCCAGAUCUCGUCGCAGAGCGGGGACAUCACGCUGGAGAAGGAGAUCCUGCGCAAGCACCACGGCCUGCACCGCCUGGUGGUGCGGGUCAAUGACAGGGGCAAGCCCUCACGCCACGGCACCGCACUGGUGCACUUCUACAUCAAUGAGACCCUGGCCAACCGCACGCUGCUGGAGACCCUGCUGGGACACAGCCUGGACACGCCGCUGGACAUCGACAUUGCCGGCGACCCCGAGUACGAGCGCGGCAAGCAGCGCAGCAACAUCCUCUUCGGCGUCAUUGCCGGCAUCGUGGCCGUCACCCUGGUCAUAGUACUGGUGGUGCUGGUGCGCUACUGCCGGCAGAGGGAGGCCAAGAGCGGCUACCAGGCGGGCAAGAAGGAGACCAAGGACUUGUACGCCCCCAAGCAGGGCAACAAGAGCAGCAAGAGCAAGGGCAAAGUGAAGAAGAGCAAGUCCCCCAAACCGCCCAAACCGUCCGAGGAUGAGGAGGAGACAGGGCUGCAGAAGUCCCUCAAGUUCAACCUCAUGAACGACUCUGUCAGUGAUAGCCCCCGCAUCCACCUGCCUCUCAACUACCCGCCCGGGAGCCCGGACCUGGGGCGCCACUACCGCUCCAACUCCCCACUGCCCUCCAUCCAGCUGCAGCCCCAGUCACCCUCCGCCUCUAAGAAGCACCAGGUGGUGCAGGACCUGCCUGCCACUAACACCUUUGUGGGCACUGGGGACAACAACUCAACGGGCUCCGAACAGUACUCUGACUACAGCUACCGCACCAACCCCCAGAAAUACACCAACAAGCAGUUACCUCAUCGCCGAGUGACAUUCUCUGCAGCUAAUCAGGCACAGGACUUGCAGGACCCCUCUCAACAUAGUUACUAUGACAGCGGGCUAGAAGAGUCAGAGACGCCCAGCAGCAAGUCCUCAUCAGGGCCCCGGAUUGGGCCACUAGCUCUUCCUGAGGAUCAUUAUGAGCGCACCACACCCGACGGUAGUAUUGGGGAGAUGGAGCACCCUGAGAACGAGUCCCCUGAGCGGAACAGGCUGUGAAUGGGGCUCUGAACCGAGAUCUCCGGCCUCUGCCUGAUGUUGCUAUGACUGGGACCUGCACCCGGGAAUGCACGGAGUUCGGCCACUCUGACACCUGCUGGAUGCCUGGCCAGUCCUCCCCGAACCACAGGCCCAAGAAUGCCCUGAAACUCUCCAC